This is a messenger RNA of Candidozyma haemuli, 2187 nucleotides long. RefSeq lists its product as uncharacterized. NCBI's taxonomy places the organism in Eukaryota, Fungi, Ascomycota, Pichiomycetes, Serinales, Metschnikowiaceae. Bases 1 to 2187 code for a protein of 728 amino acids. The record is from RefSeq and is a predicted model, not a curated record. The transcript has a single exon.
AUGAGAUUUGAUCAGCAAGUUCCGACUUUUAUUUGCCGACCCUUAUCGUCGCCGAGCGACCACUCGGGGCCUCAGCCCCUCCAAUUUAGAAACGGCGUUCCUUUGAAGCAGUUUCCACCCAACCAUUUCCCACAGAAGUCUGCCAACUUCUCUCACAACCCCUCCACCUUGGAGAUGACCACCUUCCCACCUGUCGCCCUCCCAGGCGCUGAUGAUACCCCUUCUUCCCCUAAGAAGAAGAGCUUUUGGCGUCGUCUCUUCUCCAGGAGACGCAGCCGCAAAUAUGAUGAUGCUACCAAACCAGAUGAUAACCACCACGAGAAAGCCUCUUUCACUUCCAAGAGACAUACUCCGAUCACCACAAGGCUGGCCCAUGCCGCCGACAAGCACGUCGUCGUUCUCAAGGACGCCUUGGGUUUGAACACCCGCGUUGACGACGAAACACCAAAGCCAUAUGGCACCCCGGAAGGCACAACCUAUGAAGCCUUCCAGCGCAUGAAUGGCAACCUUUUCCCUUCACUUGAACAACCUUCGUUCGUGAUGAAGCCCAUUGAUUCGACGACUAACGCCUUGGAGUUUAAACAAGGUAACCUUAGCGCCACUUUCAGACUCAAGUCUUUCCGCUUGCAGAAGUCAAGCGAUGGUUCUCUCUCUUGGAGGCCUUCUGCCGAGGUGCCCCGGGAGUCUCCCUCCUCUCGGAUUGAGCUCGACAAGAUUACCGCUGCUGCUUUUGAAGAGAGACCCGUCGCCCUUCCUGAUCUUCGCUCGCUGGAGACUUAUGCUCUGGUCGGCUGUAGCCCCGUUCCUAAGUGGGCUGCCGACAUCGCCGAGCUUCGUAAGAACAUCCCUGAUGCAGAGAAUCUUACCAUCUUCCAGGCGCUUCGUUUUGCCCAAAAGGCAGAGAAGAAUCCUGUUCUUGCCGAGCUCAUCAAGGAAGUCGCCUACAAUGAGUUCAUCAACUACGACACUGAGAACGUUAAAGCCUUGAAGGCUGACGGCGCCUUUGCUCGCUCACCUCGUGAGUCUUUCGCCGGUCAUUUUGAGGAAUUGACUGCCAAGUACGUGUCGUCCUCGUCGCCUUCCAGCACCGGGGUCCCCUCCUUUAGACCCCGUGCCGCCCUGGUCCACACCUUCGUCCUGCCUUCCCACAGCGACAAGGCUGUUGAUGGCCAAGCCCAGGCUAAACGUUCUAAGCGUCGUCGCCUUUCCUUAGCCCUUGGUCGUCUUUCUCGUCGUUGGUCCUCUCGUGCUAAGCUCUUUAGGGAGCACUGGCGUGAGGACCGAGUCCACAGGGACUCUGCGAAAGAGACUAAGAGAAGCAUCAAGGUAGAGAAGCGCAACAUUGCUUUGUUGGACAAGGAAAAGCAGUUGUUGCAGUUGCAGUCUCAAGUUCUGAAGGCCUCCCACCAGAAGGCACAAGAAGAGAAGGACCACCAGCAGGCUGAGUACCACAGACAACUCGCCGCUAAGCAGGCCGCUCAGAGAAGAAAGUUGGAGUUGUUGGAGAACAAGGCUGUCGCCACCGAGGCUGGUAGAAAAGUUGCUGCCGCCUUGAAGCGUAAUAAGGUCUUGCUCGACAACGAGGUUAAGUACCAGUUCGAGAAGGUUUCUCCCCAAACCUCUUCAAAGACCUCCUCCUCCAAACGUUCUAAGAAGAGCACGUCGACGCUGAUGACUACUCCUACAGUCAGUCCUUCUGUUUCCCGUCCAGGCAACUCCUCUUCUAAGGUAUCACCAAAGCAAGGCCUUGCUGGUAAGGACCCCAAUGGUUACCUCGAUGACAGAGAAAUGGAGGAGAACCCUUGGAACAUUGGUGGAGACGUUGAGCUUCGCAGCGUUAUUGCAAAGGAGAGACCGCUUCUUGGAAUCAAGCCCAAGAAGACCGUCGUCGGGUCUCGAGUCGUCUCCGUUGCCUCUUCUGUUCAUUCUGAGGAAUCGGAAUUGAAACCUUUUGUUCCUGUUCCUUACAGGCCUACCACUGAUGCCUACUAUCAUGGCUUUGCCAUUCCUCGUGUCGACGCCCCUCCUCCUCCAAGACCUACGGGUGCUCCCUUCUGGGAGAGGAACGAGUGGGUGAAGAACCGCAUGGCCAUGAAGGGUAAGAUGACCAGAUACAUCGCUACACCUGAAGAGGUGUUGCAGGUCAAGGCCAAACUCAGGUCUAUUCCAUUUGCCAUGGACUGGUAA